Molecule: messenger RNA, 2770 nt
Organism: Cyclopterus lumpus (lumpfish)
Lineage: Eukaryota; Metazoa; Chordata; Actinopteri; Perciformes; Cyclopteridae
Exons: 7
Coding region: 293-1861 (522 amino acids)
Source: RefSeq, a predicted model, not a curated record
GUCACUUGACGUCGCGACGUCGCGUCGCGCGUCAUAACUUCCAACACAACCUGCCGCUUCCUGGCCGGCCCAGGCAGGCGCCUCAGGCCCCGCUCCAGCUCGUGAACCGUUACCCGCACAUCCUCAUCAUCAUCACCACCAUCAUCAUCAUCACCACCGCUCACCGGUCCGCGAGGAGCCGCCGCCGGUAUGAGUGAAUGAAACGGCCGGGAUCGAGGAGGAAGUCCCGGGACUGUGCUGCUCGCACCGGGGCUGGAGGAGAGCUCGAGGCUGAGGCGACGCGGCCGUGGUGAUGGUGUUGGACUCGGGGGAAGUCUUCAUGGAUCAGGUCGAGGUUGAAAGUGUCGGGAGCAGCCGGGCCCCGUUGGAGCCGGACGUGCCGCGGCCCAAAGCCGCCGCGUCCAGGAGGAGCGACGUUGCGAAGAAGGAGAAGGCGUCCCACAAUGGACUUCCGGCCCAGACGCACAGUGGCCAGGCGGCGCCGAGGAGGCCGUCCUCGGUGGCGGCGGUGGCACCGAGAGGCGGGGCCACGCCCAGGCCGCCGCUCCACCGGCCCCUCAGCCGCCGGCCCCUGAGCCUGGAGAUAACCCCCCAGCGUCUGCGGUGGCCCGAGGAGCCGAUGGCGGACGGGCGUGUCGUGCAGCCGCCCUGGCGGAGCGGCUCGGCCGCCCCGUCGCCCCCGACCCGCAGCCUGACCAGCCCCAGCCUGGGCGGCUGGAUGCGCCGCAGCGAGAGCACCUGCUCGGUCAACUACCCCCCGGGGCUCCGGGUCGGCGGGGGCCAGAUGAGACCCGCCACUUCCCUGCCGCACAUAGCGAGGAGGGAGGUGGGCAGGUCGCUGGCCGCCGCCCCCAGGCCCUGUCUGCUCGUCGCCCUGCGGCCCCUGAACCUGGAGCAGGAGAAGCGGACCUUCUUCCAGUCCGACUACAAGUACGAGCCUCAGUUCGAGUACUCGCAGCCGGAGCCCAGGAGCGUGUUGGACAAGUACCAAGAGGGUUCGGGCCUCUUCCUCGAACAGGCGGUGGGAAUCAUGGAGUGCGUCCUGAAGAAGUUCGGCUCCUACGAGAACUUCGAGGAGGUGACGGGCGGCAGCGUUCUCCCUAAAAGUCAAGUGUGGGCCGCUGUGCGCAAAUACCUGCAGAAAGAAGGCUGCGUGGGAGAGGUCGUGGUGCGUCUGUCUGACGAGCUGCUGUCUCAGGCGGUGAUGGUGGUGGAGAGCUGUCGCCCCACGCUGACCAUCAACCUGGCCGGAGCUCGACAGCACUGGCUGGAGGGGAUGCUGCGGCACGAGAUCGGCACACAUUACCUGCGGGGGGUGAACAACAACCUGCAGCCGUGGUGCACCGCCGACGGCAGGAAGCAGUUCGGCCUCAAGCCGGCCAAUCCCACGGAGGAGGGCCUGGCCAGCCUGCACAGCGUGCUGCUGCGGAAGCAGCCGUACCUGUGGCGCGCGGCGCUGCUCUACUACACAGUGUACCACGCCGCCAGCAUGAGCUUCGCACGGCUCUUCGGCCACAUCGCUCGCUUCGUCCAGGACCCGGACGUCCGCUGGGAGUACUGCCUGAGGGCCAAGAGGGGGCAGACGGACACCUCGCAGCCAGGGUGCUUCAGUAAAGACCAGGUCUAUCUGGAUGGGAUCCUCCGGAUCCUCCGACACCGAAGGACCAUCGACUUCAAGAUGUUGACUUCUUUAGGCAAAGUGUCUUUCGAAGACGUGGAGAUGUUGCGUCCUCUGGCGGUUCUCCCACGGACCAGAAUCCCGCACUUCAUGCGAGACCAGGUGCGCUACGUGCAACACCUGGACCACAUCGUCUCCGUCAACGACCUGGACGAUUCAGCGCUGCAACACUUGCUGCCCUGAACGCCCCCCCCCCCCCCCCCCCCCCCCUCCUUUAUCCCUGCACCACCUGAAUCCAAGAAGAGGAAGUGGAGGUACACGGACUGUUCACGUGGUGCAUUUAAUAUCAUUUUUUAAAAAUCCAGUAUUAUCAACGCUUUAUUUGAGCUACUUUCUUUUUUGUAAAACUUGAAUGAUACAAACAAAAAGGGACGUACACACUAACACCUCUAUCUCCUUUGUUUUCACUUUUAUCCAAUGCAUGCCCCCCCCCCCCCCCUCUUUGCCUUUGCUACUACUAUGAAGUUACCUCAAUACUGCAACUCUACGAUGUAACCGACAUUAUAUAUGUAGACUCGUACAUAAUCACCGCGUCCAGCACCUGUACAGGACACUGCUAACAUGUGGCAUACGGAUUUAAACAUGCUUUUAUUUAUGCAAUUAUUUAAGGUUUUUUCUUCUUUUUUACUUUGAGCAAACUGAAUGUCUCUGGUAUCAGCUUUAUACAUUUUUUUUUUUGUAUUCUAUUUUAGAUGGUAUUGUUUUUAUGCCUUUUUUUUUUUUUUUAGAUUGUUUGCAUUAAAAAAAAGGACACCAAGGACACAUUUAAAAAAACAAAAACCCAGGGGAGUGUCGCUUAGACCACGAAUCUUCAAGAUAUCAAGUGCCAGUAGACUCGGUCAAGUAUUCAAACGCUCCCCGGGGUUUUUUUUGUGUAAAGUAUCAGUGUUAUUAAAAGACGAUAAUCAGUUGUUACGGUCUUAACUGUCCUUGGUGGUCUUUUCACAUCAUGAUGCUACUGUGAUGUGAAGCCCCCCCCCCCUGCAGAAUCCAAACUUUCUCAUGCUACAUUUAAAGGAACAUCUUUUUGUUGCACAACGUUAGAUGAGAAGAUUGAUAUCAUUCUCGUGUCGCGGAGAAUAAAAAGUUAUU